AUGACCUUUUAUGUUGCACUAAAGGAUGGAAGCUCUGGCAGUAAUAGUGUUAUUUUUGAUGAAGAUAGUGAUUUAAGCGAUGAGAAUUUUGAAUCAGAUGAUAGCUUGCAGGACAGAGACUAUGCUGUAUCUGAUGGUGAUACGGGAAAUAGCUCAGAUUCUGAGAUAUUGGUGAGAAAUUUUCUGCCAGUUCAGCGAGCUGCAAUACCCAGUCCUGAAAAAUCGAAUUCCAAGUCACGUUGGAGAAAUGUAAAAGUAGAAUCGAGAAAAAAUAUUAAAAGAAAGCGAAAAAGAGACCUAGGUCUAUCAUACAUCAACAAAAAAGGAAACGAAAUAGAAAACAGAAAACUGGGAUCACCAUGUGGAUGCAAGAAAAACUGCCGACAAAAGUUACAAGGAAAAGAAGAAAUAUUCCACUCGUUUUGGAAUAUGGAAAAAAAAACUAAAAAAGAAGUAUCUGGCAGAAAGUGUACAAUUUUGUACCACAUCAAAGUUAAUGGUGAAGAUAUAACUGUUUGCAAAGCAGAAUUUUUGGCAGUACAUGGGUUACAAAAAUCGCAAAAACGAAUCCAGUUGCUGUGUCAUAAAAUUACAAUGGGUUCUGUUACCCCUCAAAGAGACCAACGAGGAAAGCAUCUAAACAGACCGAUCAAGAUCCCAGAUGAAACUAUCCAGACAGUAAGGGAUCACAUUAACUUGCUACCAAAAUAUACCAGCCACUAUAGCCGACAAGAUAAUCCAACAAGGGUCUAUUUGGAUUAUGAUCUGCUUCCGAAGACAAGGACAGAAGAAUAUUUUGUACUGAAUUUAAUAUUGGGUUUAAAUUACCCAGAAGUGAUACAUGCAAAGAUUGCAAUUCUUUGCAUAUUCAAAUUGAUGGAAACAGAUAAUGAAACUGAGCAAGCAAAAUUUAAGCUUGAACUUGAGUUACAUUAA
Psylliodes chrysocephalus is the source of this 936-nucleotide messenger RNA. Lineage: Eukaryota; Metazoa; Arthropoda; Insecta; Coleoptera; Chrysomelidae. The record is from the annotation of a GenBank genome assembly.